Manduca sexta (tobacco hornworm) is the source of this 5318-nucleotide messenger RNA. RefSeq names its product TBC1 domain family member 22B (gene Tbc1d22). Gene Ontology annotation, biological process: activation of GTPase activity. NCBI's taxonomy places the organism in Eukaryota, Metazoa, Arthropoda, Insecta, Lepidoptera, Sphingidae. The record is from RefSeq and is a predicted model, not a curated record. The coding region runs from base 105 to 1538 and encodes 477 amino acids. Gene Ontology annotation, molecular function: GTPase activator activity. The transcript has 4 exons.
CAUAAUCAUCGCGAAUGAUAUGUCAACUGUCAUAUCAACAAAUUUUCUUGUAAUUUAUUGUUUUCCAACAAAGUUAUUUAGAAUGUUCCAAACUAUAGAUUAUUAUGGAAAGUUACCAAGUCGAAUAUGACAAGAACGGCUUGUUACCAGACACGUUUUGGAGGACACCGCAACGCGCGUUACCGGGGAGACCUUGCCAGAGGGUCGGACAAGAAGAGGUUAUGUCGGGGUCAUCGUAUCAGCAGUUCCAGGCAUCCGUGAACGACGCCUGGGACUUGGGCGACGACGACAUUAUCUCGGGCAUCGCGGAGACUAAAAUAUCGAAGGCCAUAUCGCAGACGGCGGCUUUAAACGUAAUAAAUUCUCAUAGGAAUAGUAGUAAGAAUGUAAAUAAAAGUGACGUAAAGGAGAGUGACGGUGUAAAGGGACGGGAGGAGGUGUCGGAAGUGCGUAAGAAUGAAGUUCGUAAGGGCGGCGGGGCAGGGCUGCGGCACUACCCGGGGCGGCCGCGGCCCGUGCGCCCCUCGGCGCUGUCCUCGCGCGAGGAGAGCAGCGAGUCCAAGCUGGAGCGGUUCCAGCAGCUCCACGAGAUCGCGGUUGUGAACUUGGACGAGCUCAAACAGAUCAGCUGGUCUGGAAUACCUGUCAAAGCACGAGCAGUAACAUGGCGUCUCCUAGCCGGCUACCUGCCAGCGAACUCCGAACGUCGAGCGGAGACUUUGGAGCGAAAGAGAGCCGACUACAAACACCUGGUGCGACAGUACUACGAGUCAGAGAGGGAUGACGAUACGUACAGACAAAUACACAUAGACAUACCGCGCAUGAGUCCCCUGGUCGCGUUGUUUCAGCAGCAUACUGUCCAGGUGAUGUUUGAGCGAAUCCUGUAUAUCUGGGCGAUCAGGCAUCCAGCGUCAGGGUACGUGCAAGGCAUUAACGACCUCGUGACGCCGUUCUUCAUGGUGUUCCUGCAGGAGGCCGCGCCAGGGGAAGAAUUGGACAAUUAUCCUUUAGACAAACUCACAGAGGAACAACGGGACAUAAUAGAAGCGGAUUCAUUCUGGUGCCUGUCCAAGUUCCUGGAUAGCAUACAGGAUAAUUACAUAUUUGCUCAGUUAGGAAUACAGUAUAAGGUGAAUCAACUAAAGGAGCUAAUACGGCGCAUCGACUUACCAUUACACGAACACCUGCAGAGCCACGGGGUUGAUUACUUGCAGUUCUCAUUCCGCUGGAUGAACAACCUGCUGACCAGGGAAAUUCCUCUCCCCUGCACCAUUCGCCUGUGGGACACUUACCUGGCAGAGUCAGACGGGUUCGCGAUAUUCCAGUUGUACGUGUGUGCUGCCUUCCUACUCCAUUGGAGAGAGAGGUUGAUGUUAGAAAGGGACUUCCAAGGCUUAAUGAUACUCUUACAAAACGUCCCCACUCAAAACUGGACGGAUUCUAACAUAAGCGUACUUGUUGCGGAAGCUUAUAGGUUGAAAUUCGCGUUUGCUGACGCUCCUAAUCAUUUACAAAGCGCUGGAAAGUCGGAUAGAUGACCUGGGAGUGCAUCGCGGAACGUCUAAGGCUUAAAUAACACCUGCUUGUUUGAUCCAAUGUUGGCACAAUUUCGCUUAUGCCGGUUGUAUUAUUUUUUAUGUUGGCCGUACUUUGAUGCGAUGUGGGUACAAUAAGAAACCACCCUUUUAUUUGUGAAAUGAAUUAAAGAUUCGAUUAAAAAUGUGUCAUAUCGCCUUAGUGUAGAGUUUAAACUACAUCGAUUAAGAGGUUAAGAUAAACUGCGGUUUCGUCCGCGGCUGUUGUGCUGACCGUACGGAUCUGGCAGGGUAAUUUAUAUUUUGUGCCGGUCCUGCGCGUGCGGUGGUGUAACUUCAGAAAAGGCUCGGGUACCAUAAACCAUGAAUUUUAAUAAGCAAUUAUAUAACAAAAAUACGUUUUUAUAUAUUUAAGGCUUUUUUCGACAUUAAGUAAAUCUGUGGUCGCAAGUUUGCAAUACUAAAACGAACUAUAAAUUCUGAAAAAUAUAUUUCUGUAGCAUAAAGCCUCCGUUGUUACGCCGCACCACGCGAGACAGCCAUGCAAUUCACUUUAUAACAAUUAUGGCAAAAUACAGUAUACUAUGACGUGGCAGUUUGACAGUUCUCAAUGUCAUUUAAAUUCCAUUAAUCUAUUGUUUUUGCUAUUUGUUCUAUGAUAUAACUCAGAGACACGAGGUUAAAAAGUAUUUAAGUCACGAAAAACUUUUAAAAAAAUUACUUAUGAAGUUAUAAAAAACAAAAAAGUAAAUAAAAAAUUUUAGGUUGUUUAAGGUUAAAAGUAACCUUUAUUAUUUAACUAUAGAAAAAAGUUCAGGCGCGGUUCCAGAGGGUGGGUUUUUUGGCCCCCCAGAUCCAUAAAUUCGAUGUAAUUAAUAAGAAAAAUUUUACUCACUGCACUAAAUUUAAUAAAAAAUGAUUAUCUUUUUUAUGAAAAAUGUACUCCUCGCUUCCAAAAAACACGAAGCUAAAACAUGGAUCCGGGCCUGUGCGGAACAAUAUAAAAAAAAAACUUAAAAAAAAGAUAACAUUUCAAAUGUAAUUUCGACUAAAUAUUGUUUGGUGUUAAGUUACUUUUCCUUUAAAAUAUUUUUCGGUUACUAUACAAAUGCCAUUCAGACCCCAGCGAAUUUAAUAAAUGACGUAUUAAUUAUUUUUGUUUAAUGUAUCAAAUAUUAUGUUCUUUAAGAGGUUUUUUGUUCCAGUCUCUAUGCUUCCUUAUACAUAGGGCCGGCCUUGUGUAAUCCAUAAGUGGCCCCUUUAAUUUAGCAAAUGAUGAAAUGGGGAAAAUAUAUUUUGUUUCCUAAUAUAUUUGUGUAGAAAGGGUAAAAUAUCGUUUGACGUGAUUAUACGUUUUCAAAGAAUUCAAGAUGGCGUAGAUUUCGCGCGAUUUUACGGAACAACAGCAAAAAUAUUUAAAAAGUUGUAUAAUUUUAAAUUGUAAAAUGUAGGUAUAUAUUGUAACUCUGACUUUGCGGAUGAACAACACCUCAGUCCCGCCGUGACCAUGAAGGCUGCAAAGUCUUCGAAACGUCGGGAGAAAAUUAUAAUAUAAAAAACCACGAUAAAAUAGUUUAUUUUAAUGCAAUAUGUUUAUUCAUUAUGGUUACAAGACGGUGUGGUUUCGCGUAUCUGUUUUUAUAUUGUUACAUCUCAGAUCAGUCAGGGCCCUUAUUCUGUAUGAUAGUGUAAACGCGUAACGCGGCUGUGUCAUGUUAUCUUCGAGAAAUGUGCGUGGAAUAGUAUUCUGUAAGCCAAAUUUCUAUAGUCCUAAACAUGAUGCGUUGUGUUACGUGCUUGUUACACACUGUCACAAUAACGUGCGGGAUAGAGAAUAAGGCCCCAGAUCAUGCAGUGCCCAUUGGCUAUGACAAUGUAUAUUCUUACAUGAAAUAUAAAAAACAUAUAAAUCAGUUGCAAUGUUCUUAAUUAUGGUUGAAGUAUGCUGUUAUGUAUAACUAUGUAAAUUUUAUAGGAGAGUUCUCAAAACUGCCGCGUCGGUCGGGUGGCGCUCUAAUCGCCAUAUGUUUUGCUAUAUAAAGGGCCUAAUGUAGAAUAUUUUUUGAUACAACUUGCAGAUAAUGUAAACAAAUAUUUAUAUUAAGGCGAAUGCGUACGUCUUUCUGCCGCAAUUUUUUCGCUAGAUGGCAUUGAAGUCAUAAAUAUUUUUUUUUAAAUUAUGUCCAAAAUACUAUGUUUCUAUAAAAAUGUUUGCUAUAUGCUAAAAGUACAUACUAUGCUACAAACAAAAUGUAUGAAAAAUGGGCCUUACGCAUCAACCUUCACUUAUUUACAUUUAUACAUUUAAAAUUCUUCCGUUGCGACAAAUGCCAUUUGGCCUACUUACAAAUAAAUUGGCAUCCCAUGAUGGGCAUGAAUAAAUUAACUGGUUUUCAAUUGCUUAUAAUUGGAACUUACAUUUGACAUUUUCAUAAGGUCUUAUUUUCAGCUCUAUCUUUGGACAUAGACCUUUCGUAAGAUGAGUUUGGGUCGCCACGAUGAGUUUAUACUAGUUCGUAGACUUCAUAAAUGAAAUUGUUGUAGAAAACUUUGGAUUAUGUUGUUGUCCCACCGUAAAAAUAAACUCAUAUUGUAAUAAAACGUAAAUUUGUGUACAUUAUCUCCAAGUUAUAUCGAGAAAUAAUGUAAGUUGUUUUGUUUAUAAGCGUUUUCAGAUUUUAGCUUAGCUCUCGGUUUGAGCAGCUUGUUGAUCUGAACAUCUUGGUGUUGUAAAACUUAAUAUAAUCACAAUAGAACCUCUGACAAUAUGAUUGAUCGUACGAAACGCAAUAUUUAAGUCCGUUUUUUUCUUCAUUGGGUCACAACCUGUUUUGAUUAAGACUUCACAAUAUGUUCCGAUUGUAGAGACGCGACGGGAACCGAAAUGCUAUUAAAAUUAUGAAUUUUAUGAGUAUUACAAUACCAGGAUGACAUUUUUGACCCUUUCUCUGCGGUCGACGUCCUAUCACGUCAUGCCGUCACAUGCUCGACGUUUUAUUCCGUCUUAAACACGCCAUAUAAAUUAGCGUCCUUCAGGAAACUUUACAUUUUCAAUAUUGAUAUUAAGAUCUUUGUUGGUUCAAUUUUAGUAUAUUGAUCGUGUAAGGUUUGCCUAAUGUUAUGGUUAAUAAAUCCGCACUGAAAGGGCAAGGAAGGAUACACUAUACUUAAGGUUAAUGCAGUAUUUUACAAGUUUUUAUAAAAACGCGGAAAACUGAAAGAUGCAUAUCCAGUUAUAGAAUGCAAAUAUAUCUAUUAUUUCCUUCUCUACUCCAUCACUUAGAGCUUGUAUAGUUAUGUGGCAAAAAUUUGGUAAAGUAAAAUACUCAUUCAGCUAUAUUCGUUAUGAGAUAUUAAACUAAAUCAUAAAUUUGAUUAUGGAUUAUAUCUAAUGGUAGCUGCCAGGGUAAAGUUUAUAUUGGGAUGUCUUCUGCCGGAUAUCUUGGUAGAUCAUUAUUUAUUCCAACGAUAUUUAGUCACGAUACAAUUUUUCACAAGCGAAAUAUGUACUCAUGAUGGUUGUUGAACGACUGAACAAUAUUUUGCAACGUGUCAAUGUUAUACCAUCUUGACAACAGUGGUUGAGGGUACGAAGAUUACUAAUUUUAAAGCAAAGGUUAAUAGACAUUUUGUUAAUAAUAAUUGUUGUUAAAAUAUUAUUAAGUAUGGUGUAUCCGUGUAUGUUUUUGUUCGUUUUCUUUUGUGACCCAAUUUAUUAAAUAUUCGAUUUUAUUAUUGUGUUAUUUUACUUAGAUAAUUAUUACAUUAUACAUAAUAUAUUUA